AUGGCGAUGCUCAACAGAGUUGCACACGGGAUCGUGGCGGUUGGUUCCGGGUCGCGGCAGUGGAUCAUCGUGGAAAGUCGUCUUCAGGUCUUCGAUCUUCGGUACUGCUUGAGAGAGUCGGUCGAAGAUGGUAGUGGAGAAAGGUUUUAUGACGUUUUAAAUCCAAUAAUUAAAAAAAAUGAUUCCAGUAAUAAUUUUUAUUUAACACGUGAAAUGUACAAUACGUAUUUACAAGAUGUGAAGAAUGCAAAAACAAUCGCCGUCAAAAAAUCAAUUCAGUAUCGGAGAUUAAAACGUUUUGAUGCUCUUUGUAUUGGGAAUGAAGACAAACUUAUUUUUCCAAUGGAAAGUGGAUCUGAAGAUAUUCGAUACUACGUAUGUAAUGACGAAUAUUUUGAUAUUAUACACGCAGCUCAUAUUGAAACAGGACAUGGUGGCAGGGAUCGGAUAAAUCAUAUGCUAAAAAAAAAAUUCAAAAAUAUUAAUGUGGAAGCUAUAAAUGUGAACUUGAAAAUGUGUGAAACGUGCCAGAAAAAGCAUAGUAUGCCAAAAAAAAGACUCGUUGUUAAACCGAUAUUGCACAGUGAAAUGAAUUCUCGAUGUCAAAUCGAUUUAAUUGAUUUGCAAUCAAACCCAGAUAAUAGAUUUAAAUACUUUAUGGUGUAUCAAGAUCGCCUGACAAAAUUUGUGAUUAUACGGCCUCUACGGUGUAAACGUGCAGAAGAAAUUGCAUAUCAACUUUUAGAUAUAUUCACUCUCUUUGGAGCUCCUAGUAUACUACAUUCUGAUAAUGGGCGAGAAUUUGUAAAUAAAAUUGUUACCAGUGUAUGUGAAAUGUGGCCUCAAGUUAAAAUAGUUCAUGGCAAAGCUCGUCACAGCCAAUCUCAAGGAUCAGUUGAACGAGCUAAUCAAGACAUCGAAAGUAUGAUAACAACUUGGAUGGAAAUUAUUCACAAUGCAAAAUGGUCUGAAUCUUUACGAUUUGUUCAAGCAAUGAAAAAUUCAGCUUUUCAUUCAGGUUAA
Messenger RNA from Diuraphis noxia (Russian wheat aphid), 1023 nucleotides. RefSeq names its product KRAB-A domain-containing protein 2-like. Lineage: Eukaryota; Metazoa; Arthropoda; Insecta; Hemiptera; Aphididae. The record is from RefSeq and is a predicted model, not a curated record.